Danio aesculapii is the source of this 2682-nucleotide messenger RNA. It is a transcript of the gene nxnl2, whose product is annotated as nucleoredoxin like 2. The transcript is spliced from 2 exons. NCBI's taxonomy places the organism in Eukaryota, Metazoa, Chordata, Actinopteri, Cypriniformes, Danionidae. Gene Ontology annotation, biological process: photoreceptor cell maintenance; sensory perception. Bases 138 to 608 code for a protein of 156 amino acids. The record is from RefSeq and is a predicted model, not a curated record.
UUGUAAAUACGCGUCCCCUCAGCUUAAAGCGGUCAGAAGAAGAACCGCAGGACAAUCUUCACACGAACUUCAGACAACUUUUUACGACACAAAACGAUCCAUUAGGGAACGUAAAAAGCAGCCGAGAGUCUCCAGCGAUGGUCGAGGUGUUUUCAGGCCGGACGCUCGUGAAUAAAGAGGGGGAUUUGGUAGAGCCGGAGGAGGCGCUCCGGAAUAAGGUUGUGGGUCUGUAUUUCUCCGCCGGCUGGUGCCCGCCCUGCAGGGACUUCACUCCGCUGCUCUGCGACUUUUACACGGAGCUGGUGGAGGAGACCGAACCUCCAGCACAAUUCGAGAUCGUGUUCAUAUCCUCAGAUAAAUCCACCGAGGACAUGGUGGAGUAUUAUCAUGACAUGCACGGAGACUGGCUGGCGUUACCCUGGACAGACCCAUACAAACAUGAACUGAAGAAGAGGUACAACAUCACUGCCGUCCCAAAGCUGGUGAUCGUGAAGGAGAACGGUCAGGUCAUCACUGACAAGGGCCGAAAGCAGAUCCGGGAUCAGGGGCUGGCCUGCUUCAGGAGCUGGAUCGAGGUGGCAGAGAUCUUUCAGAACUUUAAAGGCUAGAAAUUAGGAGGGAAAUCCUUCUCUCCGUUUACAAGGGCUCUUUCUAUUUUAUGCAACAAGCUUUAAACCAGUCUAUUCAGGUUAACAAUCCACAUGACUGGUCAAAUCAACAAUGCAUUGGUUUGACUUGCUUGUCUGUGUUGUGGUAGUAAAUCAGAUCAUUUUUGACAGGUAGUGUAUAUUUAAGAUGCUUUUGCUAUUUAUUUUUAUACAGCUGCUUUUCUAUUAUAUUUAUACUGUAUGACUCUCCUCUGAUUAAAUGGAUAGUUCACCCAAAAUAAUUAAAAAACUAAUUAAUCACUCGCAAGUGGUUCCUAACCAAAAUUAGUUUCUCCUGCUGAACCCAAAAGAAGAGAUUUUGAUGAAUGUUGGAAACCAGUAAUCAUUGACUUCCAUAGUAUUUGUUUUUCCUACUGUGGAAGUCAAUGGUUAACGGUUUCCAACAUUUGCCCAAAUAUCGGAAACUGGUAACCAUUGACUUCAAUAGUAUUUGUUUUCCUACUGUCGAAGUCUAUGUUUACCGGUUUCCAACAUUUGCCCAAAUAUCGGAAACAGAUAACCAUUGACUUCCAUAGUGCUUGUUUUUCCUUCUCUGGAAGUCGAUGGUUACUGGUUUCCAACAUUCAUCAAAAUAUAGUAAACCAGUAACCAUUGACUUCCAUAGUAUUUGUUUUUUCCCGCAGUGGAAGUCAGUGGUUUAGAUUAGAUUAGAUUAGAUUCAACUUUAUUGUCAUUACACAUGUACAAGUACAAGGCAACGAAAUGCAGUUUAGGUCUAACCAGCAGUGCAAUAGCAGCAAGUGCAGGAGACAGGUAUAAGUUAUAAAGUGCAGUUAUAGAAAAACUAUGGUGAUAUUUACAGAUGGAUGUACUAUCAACAUUAUAUACAGGUUGUAUUAGCCACCCGCUGCAGUGCCUUACGCUCAGCAACAGAGCAGCUUCCAUACCAGACUGUGACGCAGUUGGUCAGGAUGCUUUCUAUUGUGCAUCGGUAGAAGUUCACCAAGACGGCUGAUGAAAGCUGGUUCUUCUUAAGUUGCCUCAAGAAGAAUAGGCGCUGGUGAGCCUUCUUGACCAGGCUGGAGGUGUUGGUGGUCCAGGAAAGGUCCUUAGAGAUGUGGGUCCCCAGGAACUUGAAGGAUGAGACAGGCUCAACGGUCAUCCCAUUAAUGUGGAUGGGAUCAUGCGAGCCUGUUCGUCCCUUCCUGAAGUCCACAAUGAGCUCCUUGGUCUUGCUGGUGUUAAGGAGCAGAUUAUUGUCGGUGCACCAGGUGGCCAGAUGCUGUAUCUCCUCCCUGUAGGCAGUCUCAUCAUUAUUGCUGAUUAGACCAAUCACUGUGGUGUCAUCUGCAAAUUUGAUGAUGGUGUUGGAUCUGUUCACAGGCCUACAGUCGAUGGUAAAAAGGGAGUAGAGGAAGGGGCUCAGCACGCAGCCCUGUGGUACACCAGUGUUGAGUGUGACGGUGGUGGAGCAGAUGUGGCCUGAUCUAACAUUCUGAGGUCUGUUAGUCAGAAAGUCCAUAACCCAGUUGCAGAGAGACGCGUUGAUAUCCAGGUCUCUGAGUUUGAUCAGUGGUUACCAGUUUUCAACAUUCAUCAAAAUAUCAGAAACCGGUAACCAUUGACUUCCAUAGUAUUUGUUUUUCCUACUGUGAAAGUCGAUGGUUACCAAUUUCCAACAUUCGUAAAAAUAUUGAAAACCGGUAACCAUUGACUUCAAUAGUAUGUUUUUUCUACUGUGGAAAUCGGUGGUUACCAGUUUCCAACAUUCGUCAAAAUUUCAGAAACCGGUAACCAUUGACUUCAAUAGUAUUUGUUUUACCUACUGUGGAAGUUGAUGGUUACCAGUUUCCAACAUUUGUCAAAAUAUCUUCUUUUGUAAAGGGAGAGAAAAUAAAGACCAAAAUAUUUAUUUCUGUGUAAACUAUCCCUUUAAUUAAAUGAUUCUGAAUUGUGUGUGUGUGUGUGCGUGUGCGUGCGAGUGUAUGAGCAGCAGGUGUUUACUGGAUCUGUUGUUAUGGAUCAUCAAAAUGCCUCUUGUUCCUCCGUGUCUCAUUAAAACUCACAGAUCCUC